AAAACAAAAGAAAUACCCAAAGUUUAUUAUUGUUAAAAUUAAAGCAAGCAGAAAUAAAACAGAACUGUGUGUGUGUGUGUGUGUGUUUAAAUACUGGAAAGCGCAGAUAAGAUAAAUCAUAUACACGCACACAAUUGCAAACAACGACAACAACAACAACAAGAAAAUAUAAAUAUAUAUAUAUAUAUAUAUAUAUAUAUAUGAAUUCUGUAUCCAACUGAGCGCAACUCAAGUGCAAAAACCAAAUCAAAAAAAGUGUUAAAAUAUAUAUAAUAUAUAUAUAUAUAUAAAUAAUUGGAAAACAAAAAAAGGAAAAACAAUAAGCAAGAACUUGAGCAAAGCAUAAGAGCAAGAGAAAGUCCAAUAGAAAAAGCAACAGCAACAACAACAAAUUAAAACAAUUUACAACGAUAACAAAUAAAUAAAAAAAAAACACAAAAAAUUGCUAUUUCUCGCAAAGGCGCAACGUUCAAGAGCAAAUCGUUCCAUAUGGUUCAUAUUAUUGAAUUGGUCGGCCAGCCGAAGGUUGAGUUUGCUCAACAAGUUACUGUAAGUUGCCAUCAUCCAUUAAUACCACCAGCCAUCAAAUUAAUGAACCGUGCUUUACAGCUGAAGCCAGCUGAAAAUGAAAGUCGCAGCGAGCAUUUAGAUCGCAAGCUGUUCGUUGGCAUGCUCAGCAAACAACAAACCGAAGACGAUGUUAGACAAAUAUUUCAUCCUUUUGGCACUAUAGAGGAGUGCACCAUAUUGCGUGGCCCGGACGGUGCUAGCAAAGGCUGCGCUUUCGUUAAAUUCGGUUCCCAACAGGAGGCUCAAUCAGCAAUAACCAAUUUACACGGAAGCCAAACUAUGCCGGGUGCAUCCUCCAGCCUGGUUGUCAAAUACGCCGACACGGAGAAGGAGCGACAAAUAAGACGCAUGCAGCAAAUGGCCGGUCAUAUGAACCUAUUGAAUCCGUUUGUCUUUAAUCAAUUUGGACCGUACGGCGCCUACGCGCAGCAACAACAGCAAGCGGCUCUGAUGGCCGCCGCGGCAACGGCACCGGGCUCGGCAGCUGCCUAUAUGAAUCCAAUGGCUGCAUUGGCAACGCAAAUACCUCAUGGCCUCAAUGGCACCGGCCAGCCGCCGUCGCUGCCCUCGCCAACGAUGCCCAACUUCAAUAUGGGCGCCAAUACGCCCAAUGGCCAGCCCGGCGGGGCUGCAGCCGCCGCUGCUGCCGCUUCAGUUGCGGAUGGUGUCUUCACGAAUGGCAUUCCACAAACGGCAUUCCCACAUCCGCUGCAUCUGACCAUACCACCACAAGGUUUGCCAAAUGGCGAUGCUGCUGCACUGCAACAUGCCUUCCCUGGUUUGCCACCAUUUCCAGGAGUUGCCUUUCCCGCCGUCUAUGGACAGUUUCCACAAGCUUUACCACCUCCCCUAGCGGCGGUUGCACCCACUCAGCGUGAAGAUUUUCUGAUGUUCCCAGGAUGUUCUAUAUCCGGUCCGGAGGGCUGCAAUCUAUUCAUCUAUCAUUUGCCGCAAGAAUUUGGUGAUGCAGAAUUAAUGCAAAUGUUCCUGCCAUUUGGCAAUGUGAUCAGCUCUAAGGUCUUCAUCGAUCGUGCUACAAAUCAGAGCAAAUGUUUCGGUUUUGUUUCAUUUGAUAACCCCACCAGCGCUCAAGCAGCCAUUCAGGCCAUGAAUGGCUUCCAGAUUGGCAUGAAAAGACUGAAAGUUCAAUUGAAGCGGCCAAAGGAUGCCAGUCGACCUUAUUAA
This is a messenger RNA of Drosophila virilis, 1755 nucleotides long. RefSeq names its product CUGBP Elav-like family member 4. Gene Ontology annotation, cellular component: cytoplasm; nucleus; ribonucleoprotein complex. Gene Ontology annotation, molecular function: mRNA binding. Gene Ontology annotation, biological process: regulation of alternative mRNA splicing, via spliceosome; mRNA splice site recognition. Lineage: Eukaryota; Metazoa; Arthropoda; Insecta; Diptera; Drosophilidae. The record is from RefSeq and is a predicted model, not a curated record.